Messenger RNA from Lolium rigidum, 1089 nucleotides. Its product is annotated as GDSL esterase/lipase EXL3-like. Gene Ontology annotation, molecular function: hydrolase activity, acting on ester bonds. Bases 1 to 1089 code for a protein of 362 amino acids. The transcript is spliced from 3 exons. NCBI's taxonomy places the organism in Eukaryota, Viridiplantae, Streptophyta, Magnoliopsida, Poales, Poaceae. The record is from RefSeq and is a predicted model, not a curated record.
AUGACGAGGAGGACGACGACGGCCGGCCAGGUUGUUGCAGCCGUGCUGGUGGUGGCCUUGGCGAUGGGGGUGACGCCGGCUUGGUGCGGAACCCCGGGGAAGAAGGUGACAGCGGUGAUCGUAUUCGGCGACUCCAUUAUGGACCCCGGCAACAACAACGACCUCCACACGGUGGUCAAGGCGAACCACGCGCCCUACGGCAAGGACUUCGCUGGCCACGUCGCCACCGGGCGCUUCUCCAACGGGCUCAUACCCACCGACUUCAUCGCACAAGGCCUUAACGUGAAGCAGCUACUGCCUCCAUACCUCGGCGUGCAGCACACGCCGGAGGACCUCCUCACCGGCGUCAGCUUCGCGUCUGGCGCUACCGGAUUCGAUCCUCUCACCCCUGUCAUCGUGGGCGUGAUCUCGCUGGAGCAGCAGCUGGCGUACUACGACGAGUACCGGAGCAAGCUGGUGGGCAUCGCCGGCGAGGAGGAGACGAAGCGGAUCAUCGACGGCGCGCUAUUCGUCGUGUGCGCCGGCACGGACGACAUCGCCAACACCUACUACACCACCCCCUUCCGGAGCGCCGAGUACGAUGUCCCCUCCUACGUGGACCUCCUCCUCGUCGGCGUCGAGUCCUUCCUCCGAAACGUGAGCGCGCGUGGCGCCAAGCGGAUCGGCUUCGUGGGGCUGCCCCCCAUCGGCUGCGUGCCAUCGCAGCGGACCCUCGGCGGCGGUCCUCACCGGAGCUGCGUGCCAGAGCGCAAUGCCGCCGCACAGCUCUACAACACCAAGGUCCAGGAGCUGAUCCGCGAGCUCGGAAAGGACAUGGCCGCGUUCCCCACCCUCAUCUACAUCGACAUCUACACCGUGAUCCAGGACCUGGUGGACCACGGGGAGCGAUAUGGGUUCACCGAGACGACGCGUGGGUGCUGCAGCACCGGGACGGUGGAGGUGGCGGUGCUGUGUGACGCGAGGUUCACGCCCGUCUGCGACGAUGUGUCUCAGCACGUCUUCUUUGACAGCUACCACCCCACACAGCGGGCGUACAAGGUCAUAGUCGACUACAUCUUCGACCACUACAUGCAGUUCCUGCAUCUUUGA